Gamsiella multidivaricata is the source of this 723-nucleotide messenger RNA. RefSeq names its product dolichol-phosphate mannosyltransferase. The record is from RefSeq and is a predicted model, not a curated record. Gene Ontology annotation, biological process: protein O-linked glycosylation via mannose; GPI anchor biosynthetic process. Lineage: Eukaryota; Fungi; Mortierellomycota; Mortierellomycetes; Mortierellales; Mortierellaceae. The transcript is spliced from 7 exons. Gene Ontology annotation, cellular component: endoplasmic reticulum membrane. Gene Ontology annotation, molecular function: dolichyl-phosphate beta-D-mannosyltransferase activity. The coding region runs from base 1 to 723 and encodes 240 amino acids.
AUGAUUGGACAUCACAAGUACUCUGUGCUCCUGCCCACCUACAAUGAACGUGAGAAUCUGCCCGUCAUCAUCUGGCUUCUCACAAAGACCUUCCAGGAUAACAACAUCGACUACGAGAUCAUUGUCAUCGACGAUAACAGUCCUGAUGGCACCCUCGAGAUCGCGCAGCAGCUCCAGAAGAUCUAUGGCGAAGAUAGAAUUCUUUUAAGACCUCGCGCUGGAAAGCUCGGAUUAGGUACUGCAUACGUCCACGGAAUCCAGCAUGCCACUGGCGAUUUCAUUUUUAUUCUGGAUGCGGACAUGUCUCAUCAUCCUAAGUUCAUCCCCGAGAUGAUCCGUCUCCAGCAGUCGAAAAACCUUGAUGUUGUCACAGGAACCCGUUAUGCAGGCAACGGCGGUGUCUAUGGAUGGGACCUGAAACGCAAGGUCAUCAGUCGUGGAGCCAACUUUUUGGCCACAGUGCUUCUCCGCCCUGGUGUCUCGGAUCUUACUGGAAGCUUCCGUCUGUACAAGAAGGAGGUCCUGACCCAGCUGAUCUCGUCCUGUAUUUCCAAGGGCUAUGUCUUCCAGAUGGAGAUGAUGGUCCGUGCAAGGCAGUUCAACUUCACGAUUGGAGAGGUCCCUAUCACAUUCGUGGAUCGUGUCUUUGGAGACAGCAAGAUGGGCGCCAUGGAGAUCGUCAGCUACGCCCAGGGACUGCUGAAGCUCUUUAUUGCUGUGUAA